Molecule: messenger RNA, 897 nt
Organism: Sparassis crispa
Lineage: Eukaryota; Fungi; Basidiomycota; Agaricomycetes; Polyporales; Sparassidaceae
Product: mannose-P-dolichol utilization defect 1 protein
Exons: 3
Coding region: 1-897 (298 amino acids)
Source: RefSeq, a predicted model, not a curated record
AUGACUGCAAUAACUAGAAAAUUUACUUGGUUUAUCAAGGAUUUAGGUAUAUCCAUCGUUGGAGAGAAAUGCUAUGUUUCUCUCGUAGAAAACUUGAAUAUCAGCGAUGUAGAGUGUAUCAAGUACUCGCUCUCCAAGGGUAUUGGACUGGGUAUCGUCGUAGGAGGCUCUAUCAUGAAAGUACCUCAAUUAUUGCUAAUCGUGUCUGCACGCUCUGCGCGUGGUCUCUCUCUUCCUGCAUACGUCCUUGAGACACUCGCAUACGCGAUCACGCUUGCGUACUCAUACCGGAAUGAAUUCCCCUUCUCAACCUAUGGCGAGAACUUAUUCCUCACCAUCCAGAACGCCGUCAUCACCCUCUUCAUACUGUACUACUCGUCGACGCCACGACUCACACACGCGUCGAGCUCCACCUUGCCGAAGGUUGCCUUCGCCGCAGUCGCCAUGAUCGUCUGCGGCAUCGCCUUCGCAUUCCUGCCGACCGCCACCCUCGCACCGCUGCAGCUCGCGACGCUGCCCCUCUCCCUCUUCUCCAAGCUCCCCCAGAUCCAGCAGAACCACCGCGCAAAAAGUACCGGCCAGCUCUCAGCGUUUGCCGUGAUCGCGCAGAUCGGCGGUUGCCUCGCGCGCUUGUUCACAACCGCGACCGAGGUCGGCGACCCCCUCGUCAGCGCGGGCUUCGCGCUGGCGCUCGUUCUCAACUGCGUCGUCGGCGCACAGAUGUACAUGUACUGGGGCAAGGACGAGAAGGAGGACGUCGCGAGGGUGCCCAUUGCCGUGCAAGAGCAGGAGAAGGUCCCAUGGCAAGCGCCUGCCGAGAAGGUCGAGGUAGUGAUUCCGCCACAUUCACCCACCCGUCGUCAAUCCGGCAGGAAGUGGGCGCGGAAGAUAGAUUAA